AUGGCUGACAUGGACGAGUUUGCGCAGACCCGAGGUGGGGACGAUCUAUUCGACGAUGAGAUCAUCCCUGUCACCGCGGAGGAACAGCAACAACAACCCCCACCAGUCCAACAACAGCAAUCCCCUGCUGAACCACCUGCUGUCAAGGAGCCUGUGGCUGCUCCGGUAGUUGACCGCGACACAACGCCUGCGACUACAGAUGCCCCGCCGCGACAACGCGGUGAACGGCGCGGACGAGGGAGGGGUAGAGGCGGGCGAGGUGGAAGAGGGGCACAAAAUGCGGGAUCGAGACGUUCGGACGGACCAAAGAGUAAGACAGAGGAGGGCGCCGCGGAAAGUGAGCCUCAGAAUGGGGAGGAAAAUACGGCCGAGGCUGCUGGUGAGAAGGCAGAGCAGCCGAGUAAUGAGGAGGCUGCUGCUACCCCAGCAGACGCGCCGCGGGUCCCUGCUGUUCGUGGAGAUAGAAGUGCAACUGGAGGAGUCAAGAAGCCAAAACUCACAGAAGAGGAGCUUUCUCAGCGCAUCGCCGCUGCGCGAGAAAACGCUGCCAAGAAAGCCGCAGCGCAUGCUCGUGCUGAAGCCGACCAAGCGUCUUUCAUGGAACGCGAGAAGAUUGCCGAGAAGAAACGCCGCGAGGAGAGGGCAAACCGCCGAGUGAUGGACACUGAGAGAGAGCGCAACCGACUGCGGAAACUCGAAGCCCUGGGCGGACGGGAAUGGGAUGCCGAUAAACCGGAGGAGCAAUUUAGCUCACGCGGAGGAAGAGGACAAUUCCGACGGGGCAUGCACGGUGGCGUGUCAGGAUACACAAGGAGAGGCUUCGAAGAUUCCCAGACAGGCGAGGACUCGCCUGACAGCAACACCCCACAACCUCAUGGCCACCGCGGCCGGGGUCGCGGAAGAGGUGGACGGGGCCGUGGAAACCAUCGUGGUUUCCAAGAUCGUCCAUCCGGAGACAGACCAUCUGAUACAACGCCACAACCUACACCGGUGAUCACAAACGAGGCGGAGUUUCCCUCGCUACCCGGUGCAGAGAAGAAGGACACGGCCGCCGGCGACUCGGCGCCUCCUUCGAACGACAAGACAAAACCUCUGUCACCAAUAUCUGGCGCGACAUGGGCGGAUGAAGUCGAAGCUUCACGAGAAUAA
Messenger RNA from Aspergillus calidoustus, 1149 nucleotides. Lineage: Eukaryota; Fungi; Ascomycota; Eurotiomycetes; Eurotiales; Aspergillaceae. The record is from the annotation of a GenBank genome assembly.